Messenger RNA from Paramacrobiotus metropolitanus, 1240 nucleotides. RefSeq lists its product as uncharacterized. The record is from RefSeq and is a predicted model, not a curated record. The coding region runs from base 156 to 1064 and encodes 302 amino acids. Lineage: Eukaryota; Metazoa; Tardigrada; Eutardigrada; Parachela; Macrobiotidae. The transcript is spliced from 2 exons.
AUUAGCAUCACAAAAAUGCAUUUAAACAAUGUGCAAAACGUUCUGUUAUGGCGCUACUAAAUCUUAAUCUGCAAAUUAAUAAAUUAUCAGGUCCGGUAGAAACUGAUCUAGCACAUAUGAGUUUUCCUUGGAACUGAUCGCGGAACAGCGCGGCCAUGUCCGAGAAUGAGCAGGCUCCGAUGCCGAAGAAACGCGCCUCCCUGCUGCAACCCAGCAGUCGGCGCUCGCGUUCCGUACCCAGCCUGCAGUCGGCGCAGUCUCUAAAAGGGGCGUGCCGUGAAGCAUGCCAGCGAAAUCGGGACUGCGUUGUCCGCCAAGUGGCGCUCGUCGGCAUCCUCGCCGGGAUUGUUCUCCUGGUGCUGGGCAUCGUUGUGUUUGAUGGAGAAAUGAUCUACAUCAUCCUGGGCGGAUGUUUUCUGGGGCUGAGCUACUUUUUCUACAUGGUCAGCACGUUCUGCAAUAACAGUUACCUCAAGUUUUUGAAAGAGGCGCCGGAGAUGCACAAUAUCUUCGAUCAUAUCAAGGAGGUACAGGACGCCCAGCCGCAGAUUCGCUUCGAGAUGGAAUGUUACCACAAGGAACUCCGGACCCGCCACGUCCGCCGGCGCGACACCUACGGGAACGUGCGCUGGGUGUACGAGACCUACAACGUCAGCGUCACCAGCUGGGAAGGCUCCCGCUACCUGGCCUACACCGGCUGGUCGGAUGCGUCCAACAAGGACCAGCUGGUGGCAGCCCGCAGUUUCGAGCAGGCCUUCGUGGACUUCUACAAGACGUACCAGUUGGUCGGCCCCAACGCCCACCAGUCCUUCCAGGUGCAGAAGAUGCAGUUCAUCAUGGAGAACCAGGGCCGCGAUCAGGCUUACAAUUUCCGCGAGAUCCUGGAGAUCCCGGGUUAUGUCGAUCAGGCGCUGGCGGUUUUCGGGGAGAGUAAACCGUGCUGUAUGAAUUGUGGAUGUUAUUCGUUAGCCAGUAUUUUUCUCUGCGAGUUCUGCUGUCGGGUGUGUCUGAUGCGGCGUGCGCCACGGGAUACCUAUACUUAUACCAAAUUAAUCGAGCUGUGAUGGCUGGUUAGCGUAAUUUAUUGUUUAUUAUUAAUUUUUUGAAGUGUCUGUUACAUUCGGGUCUUUUUAUUAAGCGAAUGCUUAAAUGCUGUAGCUAAUCAAAACAAAGCCGGAAGAAGCCAGAUAUGUUUGUAACCGGUCAAGAUAAAUUUUCCAGAAAAAAAGUGGGAAUCCAA